AGCUUUCCCUUGCUCGAGCCGCCAAUGGCGGCUACGAAUGCAAUGCCCGCAGCUUGCAACUCGGGCGUUUGGCCAGCGGGUGGCUCCAUGCAGAUGCCCCAGAUGCCCCAGAUGCCCAUGCGCGUGAAUGGGUACGUGAACAGCCACAACAUGCCGGGGCCAGGUUCAGUUCAAAUAGCACCGGCACGGACAGCACGGGUGUCGCAACCCCCGCCUGUGGGACGAGUUGUCGCCCACGCCGGCCCUGUUGCUGCGCCCAGUGCGUCCUUUGCUGCACCCAGCAGCGCAGCCCCCCGCCCCGGUACUUACAUAGUACGCCAUGUGACUGGCCCCUCGCCUGUGCCAAAGUCUAUGUGGCUGCCGCCGCAAGCCUGCGUAAAGCGCGAUGGCCCGAUUCAGGUGAGACCUGCCAUGACAUCCCCCACGGCGAUGCCUCAAAGCUCGCCAACCUCAUCCCUCCCCAGCGCCAGCCCCGUGUUGCCCACGCCCACCAGCAUUCCCACACCCACAGCCUUCACCAUGCCCAGUGCCACCAGCAUUACCACACCCACAGCCUUCACCAUGCCCGGCACCUCAGUGCCCAGCAUCCCGGUGCCCAAGUCCACCGCCCCCAGCCUGGGCAUGGGGCACGGCCUGUCCAUCGCCAGCGUGACGGGCUCCCUGGAGGAGAAGGAGAAGGGCGAUUCACCCAAGGAGCAGGUGCAGGUGUCCUCCAGCCCUCUGAGCCACAAGCCCAAGGUCAACUCCACCGGAACGCCACAGAAAGCCAAGACUCCCAGCAAGAGGUACCACAUUCGCCAGGAUUCCGUUCAGUGGACCCAGUUGGAGAGAGAUCUCUAUGAGAUGAGCAGCGGGGCUUACCACCCCACGGAGAUGGCCCAGAUGCGGCGCUUGCCUGGUGGAGUUCUGGUGGGCGGCACUGGCGUGAACUUCGAGGUCCCAGGCGUGCCGGUUGGGAAGAAGACGCCGAAGAGGGCGGCAAAUUCAGGCCGCGUCUCCAUCGUGGCACCCUCGAUGUCCAACCGCCGGCACUACCACGAAAACCUCUACCGCUGCUUCGACGCCCAGAAGUACCCCGACAAGGAACUGAUCGUCAUUGAGACCUAUGAGGACGCUCCGUCGGAGUACUUGCAGAAGAAAAUGAGGGUUGAUGAGCGCGUGGUGCACAUCACCAUAAAGGUACAACCUGGAAAGGACUUCACAGUGGGGCUGAAGCGGAACAUGACUUUGCACAUGGCCACUGGGGAGUUCAUUGUGAACUUUGACGACGACGAUUUGUACGCCCCCGGCUACGUGGAGAAGAUGGUGGGGCUGAUGCAAAGGGAGCGCCUGGUGGGAGUGACCCUCUCGGCGUGGUACAACUACUACACUGGAAAGGGGGUGUGCACCUUCUCGGACCCUGAGAGCUGGGACGAGUGGGCGGACGACCAAGCGGAGUUGGACGAGAUUCUGUACGGCUACGGGUUUAGCUACUCUCAUCGCCGGCAGCCGUCGUUGAUGUUCAGUUAUCCCAACGUGGGCUUCGCGGAGGACGCGCCCUUCUUCUUGAAGCUCAGGGACAUUUAUGGCACGGACAAAGUGCUCCUCUACAAGGACAACGAGGGCCUGUGCGUGCACAUCAUGCACCGCGCCAACACAGCACAGGUCUUGGGCAGCAGGACAGUGUCUGCACAGGACAUUGCGGCGCUCUCGGUUUGUGACCUCAAGCCUUUCCAGAGGAUGAUCGACAACGAUUUCUUUCGAUUCUCGCCCUGGCGACCCCCAGUGCGGCUGCCAGCGCUCUCCGUAGAGAUCAACCCGGAUCACUUGGAAGUGGAGAGCGAGGACGUUAUCCCUCGGCUGAGGGCCUCCACUCUCGAAGGUCCAGGAGGGUUCGACAUCUUCGACCCUCCAACGCGGCCCAGGGCGAACACAUUUCGAAAUGACAUUUCCUGCAUCGAGCUGUGAGAGAGCCCAUUUUCCUGGUCGAAUCGAAAACUCCGUUUGUUGCA
This is a messenger RNA of Effrenium voratum, 1991 nucleotides long. The record is from the annotation of a GenBank genome assembly. NCBI's taxonomy places the organism in Eukaryota, Dinophyceae, Suessiales, Symbiodiniaceae.